This is a messenger RNA of Marmota monax (woodchuck), 11066 nucleotides long. RefSeq names its product nudE neurodevelopment protein 1 like 1 (gene Ndel1). The coding region runs from base 165 to 1202 and encodes 345 amino acids. Gene Ontology annotation, molecular function: microtubule binding. Gene Ontology annotation, biological process: mitotic centrosome separation; regulation of neuron projection development; chromosome segregation. Gene Ontology annotation, cellular component: kinesin complex; centrosome; kinetochore. Lineage: Eukaryota; Metazoa; Chordata; Mammalia; Rodentia; Sciuridae. The record is from RefSeq and is a predicted model, not a curated record. The transcript has 9 exons.
CGGAGGUGCGUGGAGUGGAGCUCAGGGCUGCCGAGGGGAGCGGAGCUGAGCGGCUGGGCGGGCCUGGCCAGGCCAGCGGUGCAGAGACGUCGGUCGAGCGGCGGCGAACAUGCGCUGUUGACAUAUUGGAGUUUGUCUUUAAUAUUUCAUAGGCUUUCUUGAUCAUGGAUGGUGAAGAUAUACCAGAUUUUUCAAGUUUAAAGGAGGAAACUGCUUAUUGGAAGGAACUUUCCUUGAAGUAUAAACAAAGCUUCCAGGAAGCUCGUGAUGAGCUAGUUGAAUUCCAGGAAGGAAGCAGAGAAUUAGAAGCAGAGUUGGAGGCACAAUUAGUACAGGCUGAACAAAGAAACAGAGACCUGCAAGCUGAUAACCAAAGACUGAAAUAUGAAGUGGAGGCGUUAAAGGAAAAACUAGAACAUCAGUAUGCACAGAGCUACAAGCAGGUCUCAGUAUUAGAAGAUGAUUUAAGUCAGACCCGGGCCAUUAAAGAGCAGUUGCAUAAAUAUGUGAGAGAGCUGGAACAGGCCAAUGAUGACCUGGAGCGAGCAAAGAGGGCAACAAUAGUUUCACUGGAAGACUUUGAACAAAGGCUAAAUCAGGCCAUUGAACGAAAUGCAUUUUUAGAAAGUGAACUCGAUGAAAAGGAAUCCUUGUUGGUUUCUGUACAGAGGUUAAAGGAUGAAGCAAGAGACUUAAGGCAAGAACUAGCAGUUCGGGAGAGACAACAGGAAGUGACCCGAAAGUCAGCUCCCAGUUCUCCCACGUUGGACUGUGAGAAGAUGGAUUCUGCUGUCCAGGCUUCACUCUCUUUGCCAGCUACUCCUGUUGGCAAAGGAACAGAAAAUAGUUUUCCUUCACCAAAAGCUAUACCAAAUGGUUUUGGAACCAGUCCACUAACUCCUUCUGCUAGGAUAUCAGCACUAAACAUCGUGGGGGAUCUCUUACGGAAAGUAGGGGCUUUAGAAUCCAAAUUAGCAGCUUGCAGGAAUUUUGCAAAGGACCAAGCAUCACGAAAAUCCUAUAUUUCAGGGAAUGUGAACUGUGGAGUGAUGAAUAGCAAUGGCACAAAGUUCUCUCGAUCAGGGCACACGUCUUUCUUUGACAAAGGGGCAGUGAACGGCUUUGACCCAGCUCCUCCUCCUCCUGGUCUGGGCUCUUCGCGCCCCUCUUCAGCUCCGGGUAUGCUGCCUCUCAGUGUGUGAGUGCCCGGCCUCCAGGUGGGGGCUCCUGCCCUCCUCCAACAGCCCAGGACACCCACGCCUCACCCCUUGGUGCCUGGGCCCAGCCCUGUGCCCUUCCAUCUGCCUCCCCAUGGCUGGCAGAGGGCAGGCUGCAUGUAGUGGCGGCUGCUGGGCCCUGCCCAGCCCCAGGACUCUGCGUGAUAUCAAUACUGGCUAUUUUUUCCUUCUCGCCGUAGUGCCGUUGGUUUCACAUGAUUGCACUUUUGUGGGUCACAAGGUGAUACAUACGUGUAUUACUUGGUUACUGGAUGCAGAAGUAUCAUUCAUCACACCUGCCUCAUAGCCCCCACUCUGCUGUACUGAUAGGAUUUAGUUGUGUUUAGGACAUUGCAGAUCUUCUAGAAGUUUUUCCCCAAAUCAGGUUUACAUGUGCCCUCUCCUGAGCUCCCACCCAUGCAUCUUCAGUGCUCAUGAUCAUGUGUCCCCCAACUUCAUCCCCACAGUUUGAACUGUUUCUGGCAGAGUCAGGAAGGUCACUGAAUUAGGGAAACAUUGUCUAUACCUUCUGAUUUUAUGUAAGCAGUUACCAUUCCAUAGUCUUGCCUCCAAAGCAGCAAGAUGCCCUCUGAGUGGCAGGUGGCAGGAACCUCCAGGCCUGGGCACUCACAGGGCUGAGCUUCCAUGCUGCUGCGUCGUCCAUGUGCCUCAGAGGUGGGUGGCAACUUCCUCACCAGCUUUCUGGUCCUUCAGUUAAAUGCCAUCUUCAGAACAUUUUUGUUUUAUCCUCUGAGGGUCCGUCCAGUUGCAUUGGGAAGGAUUGAGUGGCCUGAUUCCGGGGGCUGGCUGGUGCCAGUUCCUGGUGGCAGACUGACCAAAAGUGGUUGUCCCUGUGCAUCCUUUGGUUACUCUCAUGCUGCAUUUACUGUUUACAUUUGUUUUAUUGUACAUAGGUUUGUAAACAUUAUUGCCUAAGAUAUUUGUAUAUAACUUGGGCUUUGUAGCUUUUAUUUAUUCAGAACUCAUAUGGCAUGUUAAUGACUUAUGAUGGUGUCCUUCUCUGGGGCAGCUGUAUAGGAUCAUCAUGUGGCUAAAAAAAAAGAAAAAAAAAAAAAAGAAAAUACUUCCCCUCAAAAAAAAAAAUCUUUUAAUGUGGAAACAAUAAAUUUCACAAAAAAAAAAAAAAAAAAAGGAUUGAGGUUGCUUUAUUGGGUUCCUGCCAUCCCAUGAGAGAGAGCUGGAGUGUACAAAGGCCAAGUUCAAGUGUCUCUUUUGCUCUGAUAUGUGAUGUGCAGAUGAACAGCAGCUGUGGAGUACACAAAGAAGAUUCAGGUGGCCUUGGGAGAUGUGCAGGGAACAGGCGUGCUCAUGACAAUUCUUUGUGCUGGUUACCAGCUCUAUUUGAUUUCCAGGGGCAGCCCAAGAAUGUCCCAGGCCCCAUGUGAAAAUCUGGGGGAAGAUUCAGGACUUUGAGGGAUGGGGCUUGCCAGGUCAUGGAGUAACUAACUGGGAUCGGUCCAGGAGCUGGUCCUCCAGCUGUGCGGCCUUAUGACAAAUGUUUUGGGAUUACAAGUUGCUUGGAUCUGGACUUGUCUCCUGUUAUUCUCAGGUUAGUGCUAGCAAGUGAGAGAAGGUGCUAGAUGUGUGGUUCCAAGUACAAGGCAACAUGCCAAGAAACGUGUAAACUGGGGGUAUGUGUGAAUACGUCAGGUUUUGAACACUGCUACCUUACAGCAGCAUAUACAAAUGGCAUACUUCAUAGUUUUAAAACUAUAAGUGAAUGAAAAGUCAAAGUCCUAAGUGAGUAAGAAGUGUUAAGUAGGAUACAUAUUCAAAUAUUUUUGCUGUCAAGGAAUGUCUGUCAUUCACUGUUGCUGGAAAUUUUGUCAUAAGCUGACUCACCUAAAGGCAUUUGCAGUGGUGUGUGCUGUGCCCAGCUCUGCUGGUAGAGCAGAAGGAAAGAAAACUCCAAGUCUCUUAUUGCUUUUUUGUUCUUGCUGUAACAGGGAUUCAACCAGGGGUGCUUCUACCACUGAGCUCCCUAGUCCUUUUUACUUUUUAUUUUGAGAUAGGGUCUUGCUAAGUUGCCCCAACUGGCCUUAAACUUGUAAUCCUCAGGCCUUAGCCUUCAGAGUCAUCGGAAUUGUAGGUGUUUGCCAUUGAUGUGCAGUAGCUCCCAGCUUCUUGCCCAAGUAUCAUUGGAAGGAUUGGAUUAGAUCGGUGGUUUCGGCAUAUAGCAGACGUCUUUGUUCAUGUAGGAAUCCUAAAUCUGAAACCUAUCAAGCAGAGCUACUCUGGUUUAAGCAAGGAUGAGAUUUGGAAACCUGAGUCAUCAUCCCUGGAUUCCCAGUGUUUUCUCAGUUCCUUAGCAGCUGCAUACCUCUGGGUUCAUCUCACCCAGACUGUUCUUUCAAUUGUUGAUCAGUUGGUUGAUGGCUGGGGAUGGGCCCCAUGUAUUCACCAGUCCAAAAGACCACUGGCUAUAUCCGUGAAAGAGUAGUAGUAUGAUGUUAGACUUAAUUCUAGUCCCUUUGGGAGUAGACCCUCACUUGUUUUUUUUUUUUUUUUUUCUCAUGACUGUAGUAGCCCUUUGCAUAUGGCCCUGUAAGGAAACUGUUUGGCUCUGUAAGCCUCAUCCAUUUUUUUAGAUGAUUUUGUUCAAUAUUUUGCUUUGUACUUUUUCACAUAGAGCAUUUGCAACUUGGUGUGAAUGUUGCUACUCACUGUUUGCCUUUUUAGCUAAAGAUCUCCUCUGAAUGGAUUUCUUCCUAGGGCUGCCCAUUGCCUGGCUGUCAGGAAUGAGCCCCCUCCACGCUGGGUCCACGUGAUCUUCUCACCUGGAAGCAGCUGAUCUUCCGGAUGGCAAAGCACAGCCUCUUGCCUCCAGAUGUUUUUACUUCACCACCAGUCCCAUCCCUCGCUCCUGAAACAUCUUCCUGGAUGAGAGUAGGAGCCAGUGUUCCUCUUCCUUUCAGCCCAGAGUGGCCAGAAACUCUACUAACUCAUUUCAUAGUCCAGAGUCCCUGUGAGGCAUGGGAGAGCCAUGUGGAAGUGGCCGAGCCCAGCAGGAUAGUUAUUUUUUCCUCAGUUUGCAGAAGGGACAGUGUGCCCAGAGAGUUGGCCUUCCUGGAACUCACACAGCUAGCUCAGAGCAAAGCCAAGAUGGGAAAGAGGCCAGUGUCUUUUUCCACUAUGCCUUUCCAAACUUGAGUCUUUGCUGGCCUUAGCUUCUGUGGUCUGCCUUUUCCCUCAGGAGGUGAGUAGGUUUUGAAGGCUUGGAAAUGAUGAGCUGUGCGGCCAGCACAGCUGUGCAGCAGGAGGAAUCCAGUUCCCCCAGCCCUCCCUCCCUCCAUGUCCCGCUCUUGCUGGACUGUUCACUCUGCCUCUCUCAGAAGCUGUUUCAGAGCUGCCAUUAGCAUCUCCUGAGAGCUGGGAUGGAGGCCAGCACAUUUGGGAAAAUGGGAGAAGGUGUCCUGGGAGAGAGCCACAGCUUUAGGGAGCACCCUAUACCUACCUCACCCUCUCCUCCCUGAAUAAAACUGAGGAACCUGCCUGGCUGCUGGAGGGAACAUGGGCAAGUGUUGGGAUGGGCUGAGCAGUCAGUUGAUUUCACUGUUGGAAGACACCAAGAUAAGCCCUUUCACAUUCAAGUUUUUCCUUCAUGGUUGUUUUUCUCUGUUUUCCCCAAAGGUUAAGACAAAUUUUUAAAGCCAAGCCAAGCCAAAAAAAAAAAAAAAAAGUGAUUCUUUUCUAAAAAUGAGUAGAGGAGAGCAAUCAUCUUUGAAAGUCACUUUCCUGUGACUUUAAGCACCUUAUAUGAAAAAUUGUCCCAUGAUUAUUAAAAAUGUAACUUAUGGGAAUAUAGUAGUCUUUUUUUGAAUUUUAAGGAAAAAACACUAAUGGAGUAAAUAUGAAUGUAACAGAUUUCCUUUAUAAGUGUACAUGUGAAGAGGCAAAAUUGAAACUGAACAAAUCUUUUUUUUAGAUAUAUAUAAUUUUUAGUUGUCGAUGGACCUUCAUUUUAUUUAUUUAUAUGUGGUGCUCAGAAUUGAGCCCAGUGCCUCACACAUGCUAGGCAAACGCUCUACCACUGAGCCACAACCCCAGCCCCUGAACAAAUCUUAAUAGUGCUUGCAUUGGGGAUCAAAUGGGGUUCGUGUUGCGGGGGGUUUUGAUUCGAGGUCCUUUUGUUCAUUUACAUCUACAGGAAUUCUGUUAGAGUGUCCUGUCAGCUCUUUAGGAAGCCUCCCCCGAGGGACACAUAUUACACACUGAACUUGAACUUUUCCAUUUAUGGGGUGUUUUCUGAUCAGGUGUCAGUUUCUUGUCUCCAUGACACAGUAUGGAGAUGCUGCCUGGACCAUGGUUUGCGGGUGGAGGCCUGGCAGAGGGCAGUGGGUUCACUUGUGCUGGCUGGUCAGCCUGGGCUGUAGGUUUUCUGGACAUGGUUGAGGAAACAGAUGAGUGAUGUCUUAAUGACACUCAGCCCUGCUGCUUCCUGUAGUAGAGGAUGGAGCUAAGAAACACUUGCUUUGGUUCCAAAAAAAAAAAAAAAUGUGAUUGAUUUAACUAGGAAAAAAACUGUUAAUCCCAUUGUCAACUGGAAUGUAGAAGAGGUGGACUUUCGUGUCACUGGUUUCUUUGCUAUUCUGUAUGUCUGGAAUCAUUCUAACAAUGUGAUAAGCUAUGAAAACUACUUUUCAUACUCUGUGAUGGUAAGAACAAAUCAUACAAGUUUCAAUGGCUGUAAUACAGUGUUGGUUGGUAGGGAAUGGUCAGGAUGAGCCCCUGAAAACGUGCAGCCAUUGCUUACACACAAGACUGAAAAUGACCAAUGGAGAAGGACACAAACAGGAACAUGCUUAUGACAACUUUAUUAGGGGAGAAAAAUUGAAAUGCAAAGGAUGCAGAUGGCUUACUCUGUGGCUUCUAAAUUUUUUACUUUAAGUUGCUCAGAUUAAUUUUUGAAAAAUUGGCCGAAUACUGAUUUUCAUCCAUUGUCCUUCUGUGAUGAAGAGUUCAAGGUUUUCGAGCAGUAGCAACACAAGGCAGUAGCUCCCUGAUUGCCCAGUGACCAGCUCAGUCAUACCUGGAGAAAUGUUAGAAGCUUCCCGGGGCUGGGGUUGUAGCUCAGUGGUGGAACCCUUGCCUAACACAUGUGAAGCACUGAGAUUGAUCCUCAGCAUCACAUAAAAGAAUAAAAGAAUGAAUGAAUAAAUAAAUAAAGGUAUUGAGUUCAUCUACACCUUAAAAAAAUAUAGUAAUAGAAAAGGAGGAGGAGGAGGAACAGCUGCUGCUUUCCAGGUCCCCGAGUCCUGGCCUUGAAGGAGAGUAUUAUGUAUUUCAUAGAAUCUCAGACACCAGGGCUUAGAAGACACACCUAUAUUUUGCGAACCACUAAGAAAAAUGUUCCAAUUAGAACUAUGAAAAUGCUUAUCAUUUGUACUUUUUUUUUUUUGUGUGUGUGUGUAGUUGUAGGUGGACAGCAUGCCUUUAUUUGUGUAUUUUUGUAUGUGGUGCUAAGGAUCGAACCCAGUGCCUCCCACGUGUAAGGCAAGUGCUCUGCCACUGAGCUAUAGCCCCAGCCCUGUACUUCUUUUUUAAAGAUUUUUUUUUUGGUAGUGGUAGAUGGACAGAAUGCCUUUAUUUUAAUGUGGUGCUAAGGAUCGAACCCAGUGCCUCACACAUGCCAGGAGAGUGUGCUAUCGCUGAGCCCCAGCCCCAGCCCACCAUUUAUACUUCUUAUAAAUUUAUUAGCUUUUAAACUUCUUCAGAUUUCUAUCUUAUCACACUUAAUUCAUAUACAAAAAGAAAAAGGCGAGAUUCAUAAAAUAUCACCUUCUGAGUCCAACAUUCUGAACUACUUUAUUUUUUUGAACUACUAUUUGACCCAUUGUUUUCAUUACUUGUUUCCCCAAGCAGUGCUGCCCUGUGUGUUGUGCUGAGUGUUGGUGAUAUAGCAUUCUUGAAAAGUGUGUUCCACUGUUGGCUCCAGAAUUUUCCUCUAAGCUACUGAUAAGCAUUCUGCAAGUUUUGGUGCUGGGCUAUAUUGAUGUUACCAGAAGUCAGGUGAUAGCCACAUUCCAACUGCCACCUGCUGACAGUGAUUGUGAGAUGCAUGAGAUCCGGGGUAUUUUAUAAUCUGCACAGUACAAUAUGAUGGAGCAGGCAGCACCCUGCUUGAUUUCCCCCAGACCCAGUGUCACAUUAAAUCUUAAAUAAGGCUUCAUGACAUCCAGUCAGUUGGAAUGGAGCCCAUGAUUGGGCUACUUUGAAAAACUGAACAGAUCCCACUGCUGUAAUGAAUCAGACAUGAAUUUCCUGUCUCAGUAGGAGUCGAAGGACAUGCUUACACUUUUUGCAUAUGGUACAUACGCACUGCAACUGUAGGAUGACGCCAGCUCUGAAAAUGUAAUCAUCAGGUAACUAUGCCCUUUUGAUAGUUUCAUGUUAGAUUUCUGACAAGAACAAGACACUGCAUGUUUGGUGGAUUCCCAAAUGAUGGGAAUGGACUGGACUGCGAGGUCUGGUGCUGACUUCUGCAGCAGGACAUUUUAAAAAUCAGUCAAGAUUUGGAAAAGCUCUUGGUUCACAUUACCCCAGAAAGGUGGGGAGGGACUUCAUUGUAUCCCUCUUAGAGUGAUAAGGCAGUCUGCAGAGAGGACCUCCCCUCAGGUCUCCAGAACUAGAGAAAGAGGAGCUAUGCCUCUCCUUUCUCCUUUCCAGAGUCCAUUCUGUGGCCAGUUCUGGCUUUUGGGUUUUGAGAGGGUAGGAAGGGGGUGGUUUUGAAAGCUUUCUCCACUAGUCUUUUUUUUUUUUUAAAUAUAUUUUUAGUUGUCAAUGGACCUUUAUUUAUCGAUAUGUAGUGCCGAGAAUCAAAUCCAGUGCCUCACACAUGCUAGGCAAGCGCUCUUCCACUGAGCUCUAACCUCAGCCCUCCAUCAGUCUUGACAGGGACAGGUCUAUUCCUGGCAACACUGGCUUAGGGAAAAGGGGCUGUGGGACCGUCAUACCCAGCGCCACAGGAGGGCUGGCCAGAACAACUUGGCUUUAUGGCCCAUAGUUCAUUUUAAUUGGGGUUGCCAGGGAUGGGGAAAAUUGGUGACAGGAAGAACUUAUGGUGGGCUAUAGAGACUUUAGAGACUUCAGAGUUUUUCAAGUGUUAUCAAGCCAGCAGGCUAGAGAUAGGUGUUAGCUCUACCAGAGUAGUUUAAAUAAUCCCCAGAACCAUUAAAAACACACACACACAUAAAAACAAAAAACAAACAAACAAAAAAAAAACAGUGCCUAUGACAUAGCAAAGAUGGAGCAUUUAGUUUGCAUGAAGCUUUGAGGUAAAGCUCCAGCAUGGUUUCAUCCCACCUAAACCUCUUGUUGGGUUCCUCCUCUUGGUGACCUGUGCUACUUGGUGAAAGGUGGUCAGCCUCUUAAGACUUGCUAGCACUCUCAAGAGUCCACCUUCCUUGUGCCCUAAUGCUUGGGAGAGGUGUUAUGAACUAUCUUUCUUAGACCAUGAAUUUACUUUUAAUGAAGAAAGGUUCCUUCUAGUUAGCAUCUUUGUGGCAUCUGGAACUGGAAUCAGUCCAUGGAGAGUGUUUCUUCUGGUGGGCUGAUGUGGAGAGUCAAGCCAGCCAGCAGGAAAGAAUUCUUUGAGACAAACAAUUCCCAUAAGUCCAUGAACUUCUGGACUAAUUUAUUGGAUGUGGGUGAGAGAAGGUAGCUGCAACACUGGAACUCCAAAUACUUUUGCGAACAAAAGGGAGCACUUUUGACCUCCUCAUGUCCUCACUGUUGCUAAGAAGCUUAGACAUGCACCUCUUACCAGGUUGAUGUGUGGGCUUACACUUGACUAAUAGCCAAGACUAUUAUGGAGCAAGAAAUCUUAUUUGGCCAGGUGUGGCGGUACAUGCCUGUAAUACUAGUGGCUCAGGAGGCUGAGGCAGGAUUGUGAGUUCAAAGCCAGCCUCAGCAAUGUAGUGAGGCCCUAAGCACCCCAGGAAGACCCUGACUUUAAAUUAAAAAAAGGGCUGGAGAUGUGGCUCAGGUGGUUACGUGCUCCCGAGUUCAAUCCCUGGUGCCCAAAACCCCCAAAAACCUAUCUGCCUGCCUGGGAUUUCUCUCCAACUUUAGCUACUUGAAUCCACUCCCAAAGUGCUUUCAGUGUAUAUCCUGUCUGAAGAUGCAACCUGAAACUUCUUGGACCUCUUAAAGUACUCUAAUCCAGUGAUUACCUUCUUUGGUUGAUGACCCAAACCAUCCUGAAUUGCUUCCUCGGCAGAAGGGUCUCCAGCCCCACCUUCGGGUGUCCUUUCCCUCCCUAACUAUCCACACAACAGCAGGUCACUGGUGACAACAGGACUUAAGAGCCAGGACUGCCUGGAGAUGUAGCAUACCAUUGAGUAAUUUCUGGGAGAGGAAAGAUCCAGUGGACCUUGUACCAUCUUUUAAGUCUGUGUAGCUAACCCCUUUCCAGUCAAGUCACAGAUGGGAUAUUGAGAACAGAAGGUGAGAAAACAGGUUCCAUGUUCACAUGAUUAUUCUUCUUUAUUGAGGUCUGUUUAUUCUCAACGGGUGCUUUUUCCUCCAAGUAAAUAAGCAGGCGUAAGUAUCUAUAAUGAAUAAAUUUAUUGUCUUACAAAAAUCAUUGUCUAGAAAUAUGGGAAUACAAGAAAAGAUAUUUGCAGUCAGGUGUCUGGUGGUCAACAGCCAGUACAGUUCAUACAGGGGGAAACCAAAGAUUCCAAACCCAUGUGACAAAUUCUUCCUAACAGAUGUUAAAGCUUUCAACCCAAAAGGUUUGUGUUUUCAAGCACAUUGCAGAGGAUCAAGGAUUUAUAAUUAACACUGAUUUGUUGUCACUGAAUGUUUAUAAUACCACUUUGACUAGAGAGGUACAUGAUAUGAAGCACAGUCAAAACUUAAUACAUUAAAUUGUUAUAGAGGCAAAUAAUAUAUUUAACAUUGUCUUAGUACUGUAGUGUCUAAGGCACUUUCUGUAAUGUCAGUUUGCUUAACUAUCAACCAAAAACAGAAUGCUAAGUGUUCACUGUAACACUGUCCAAAACGAAGGGAAAAGGAAAAAUGAAGAAGGAUUCACACCCAGGGCAUGUCAACAUUCAGGCAGGUGGCAUCUGUUCUCGAGGUCCUCAAAACCUCAUUGACAAACUUGUAACAAGCCUCGGACACAAAACCAAUAUUCCCAUUUUGGGCUCAAAGCAGCGGCUGAAUUUGAAGUCAGCACAAGGGCCUGGCUGGCGAGGGAGGGCCUUCUGCUAGCUCCUUUGGGGGCCAUGGCAGCUUGUUCCUGAAGUGAAGGGGGCACUGGCCAAGCCAGAUGCUUCAGGAGACCAUCUGGAAGUCACUGGAUGGCUGUCACCUGAGGCCUCCGCUGUGUCGUGGCCACCACCCUCUUUAUGCACAGACCAGCCCUGGCAGGACAGUUCACAUGAGUAGAUGCAGGGACACCACCAACUUGAGGGGCAGAGCCACCCCGUGGGAGAUGGGUAUGGUAACCCCAAAUGGAUGCGGCUUCCCCCAAUCCAACCCACCCCUCCUAAUCUUUCCGAAGCCCCUUUCACAGUUUGCUCACUGAAAUAGUGAUCAUUAUUUGAAGAAAAUGAGAUACGAGUGCGGUUUAGGUUCCACAAUGUUCUAAGACUGGAUGCGGCCGAGGAGUCAGGGCCACAUGAACACAGAACUAAGUUACCUGUCUGUCUGACAAGAGAGCAUGCAGAGCGACUGAGCAACGACCACGGGGCUGCCCCGGACCCAGCGACUGGCAACGAAGGGUCUGGAGUUUGCUUUAAAAAGGGUUCUUUUCUUAACAUGUAUUAUAAAAUGGUCUCUUGAUGAAUAUAUGGAAAAUAGAUGCAACGAUGAAACAAUCUG